Molecule: messenger RNA, 1050 nt
Organism: Daldinia childiae
Lineage: Eukaryota; Fungi; Ascomycota; Sordariomycetes; Xylariales; Hypoxylaceae
Product: Meiotically up-regulated gene 80 protein
Exons: 1
Coding region: 1-1050 (349 amino acids)
Biological process (GO): regulation of cyclin-dependent protein serine/threonine kinase activity
Cellular component (GO): cyclin-dependent protein kinase holoenzyme complex; nucleus
Molecular function (GO): protein kinase binding; cyclin-dependent protein serine/threonine kinase regulator activity
Source: RefSeq, a predicted model, not a curated record
AUGCCGGGCGGUGUCUGCGCAGUUCUCGAUUACGAGACUGAACUCAUGGCAGAGUAUGUGGCUGAUAUGACGGUGCGAGUCAUUCUCCCUAAGUCAUCAGUUUCUGGCGCGUUUAGGAAGUUCGUGAACCAGAUCCUUACUUCUACACGACUUCCGAGCACCACCAUCCUCCUCGGAAUGAAUUACUUGGCUAAGAGAGUCAACAUGCUUAACCAGUCCGGCUCAUUCAAUCCGAAUGAGGGCCAGAUGUGGAAAAUGCUGACUAUUGCUCUUCUCCUCGGUAGCAAGUUUCUCGACGACAAUACCUUCCAGAAUCGAUCAUGGUCCGACGUUAGUGGCAUUGCAGUGUCAGACCUCAACACUAUGGAAAAUGAGUGGUUGAAACAUAUCGGUUGGUCGUUGUAUGUCAAUCUUGACCAGAGUCACGACUACAAUGCGUGGCUCAAGAGCUGGAAGGAAUGGGAAGAGAACAAGAAGUUCCACCAGAUCCAGCAACAGCAACAACAACAGCAGCAGCAACAGUCCCACAUCGCUAUUCGCGAGAGGUUGGCACCGAUCGUUACUGCUAUUCACCCGGAGCCAGUACGGCAGCAUCAUGCCCUUGCCUUGCAGAGCUGGGCACAGGAGGAUAUUGCCGAGCACGAACGCUUCAACCUGAAUGCCAGGCUCGCCCAUGCCGGGACCACUGGUUACCGGUGCCGAGAGGGCUCCUGGCAAGGCUCAUAUUGUAAUCCUUGGUCGCAGCCUCAGGCUCCUCUGACUCCUCCAGAUUCUGGUUACGGAACCCCCGAGUAUCUCAACUCGGCUGCUUCAGUGAAUGCCUCUUAUGAUGAGUGGUUCUCUCAGGCUGUCAAUGGGGGCUAUAACAGACACUACAAGCCACCUGGUUACAAGGCACCUGGUCACAACGCAUUCGCAUCUCGUAGUGGAUCCCAUUUCCCUCAGCAUUACUGCUCCCAAUAUGGUUCUGGUCCUUGGGAUCCGAGCUUUCCUGAGUGUUGUACCCACUGUCGGGCUCAACGCCAUGGCACAGGGACUGCUUACGUGUAA